Messenger RNA from Penicillium chermesinum, 633 nucleotides. Its product is annotated as putative DSBA family oxidoreductase. Gene Ontology annotation, biological process: glutathione metabolic process. The transcript has 5 exons. Gene Ontology annotation, molecular function: glutathione peroxidase activity; glutathione transferase activity. NCBI's taxonomy places the organism in Eukaryota, Fungi, Ascomycota, Eurotiomycetes, Eurotiales, Aspergillaceae. The record is from RefSeq and is a predicted model, not a curated record. Gene Ontology annotation, cellular component: mitochondrion; peroxisome. Bases 1 to 633 code for a protein of 210 amino acids.
AUGGCCGGCAAGAUCGAUGCUUAUGUUGACUGCGUGUCCCCAUACUCAUACUACGCGACACAGUACCUGCGGCGUAACCGCAAAGCCCUAGAAUCACAUGGGGUCGAGGUCGAGAACAAACCCCCGUGGACCCUCCCUGCCAAAGGAGCCUACAGCAAGUUCGACUCGGAGCGUGCCUGCAGAUACUUUGGGCUCUCCAAAUUCCCUUCCGGAGUCUUGUGUGUCCCAGAGCUUACAAUAGCAGCCGCAACGGUGCAUGAUCUACAUCAAGCGCCACUACCCGCGCGAGCGCUACGAAACGACCUUCCUUCUCCUCUGGAGUGGAUUUUCCAUAAGAACAUCGAUAUCAGCAAGCCCGAGAACCUCGCCGAGCUUCUCCAGAGCCAUGGCUACUCCGACGACGAGGUGAAGAGUAUCCUGGGCGCAGCAUCAACGUCCGAAUUUAAGCAGGCAUUGACAGAUAAUACGCAAGCGGCCCUUGACAAGGGCGCGUACGGUGCUCCGUGGUUCUGGGUCAGGAAUAAGGAAGGGAAAGAAGAGCCAUUCUUUGGCAGCGAUCGGUUCGCAUUCAUGUGGCAAUACCUGGGGUUGCCUUUUCAAGAUAUUGCGAUCUUGGAGAAGUCCAAAAUGUAA